UCCCUUAACGCCGUCCCCUCCACCGUUAACUCCGGUUUGGGAUUCCGUCCGCCUCCGCUUAAUUCCUCCCCUGCCCGGAAUUUAUACCUCAACCCCCGCCUGCAGGGGACUGUCUCCCACCCCAGGGGCGACGAAGCUAAGCGAAUUCUCGACAUAUUGCUCAGGCCCAAGAAGAGGAACCCCAUCCUCGUCGGGGAAUCCGAGCCCGAGGCUGCGAUCAAGGAGGUCUUAAAGAAGAUUCACAACAAGGAUUUCGCCGAUGGGGCUUUUGCUACUGCUCACGUCAUCCAUUUCGAGAACGAGCUUCCCUCUGAUAAAUCGCAGCUACCCGGGAGGCUCAAGGACUUGGGGGAAUUGAUUGAGACCAAGAUUGCAAAUUCUGGCUGCGGAGGGGUUUUCGUUGACUUGGGUGACUUGAAGUGGCUC
Messenger RNA from Cajanus cajan (pigeon pea), 426 nucleotides. NCBI's taxonomy places the organism in Eukaryota, Viridiplantae, Streptophyta, Magnoliopsida, Fabales, Fabaceae. The record is from RefSeq and is a predicted model, not a curated record.